Penicillium nucicola is the source of this 4854-nucleotide messenger RNA. Its product is annotated as BTB domain and ankyrin repeat protein. Lineage: Eukaryota; Fungi; Ascomycota; Eurotiomycetes; Eurotiales; Aspergillaceae. The transcript has a single exon. Gene Ontology annotation, molecular function: protein binding. The record is from RefSeq and is a predicted model, not a curated record. Bases 1 to 4854 code for a protein of 1617 amino acids.
AUGAGUAACAAGCUUUGGGAGUUUUUCAUACAAGAUGAUGUCGAGAGCUUCCAGCGAUUCCUGGCGAAUGCGACGUUCGCGGGACCGCGAGCUGCAGGCUCCGGAACGCCUGCAGUGGCCAACCUGUCAGCAAAGGGUGCGAGUCCUGGGGCAAUGAUCGCAUCAUCUCCAAUCCCAUCCAGAAGCAAGAAGAACCUGGGAUCAUCGCCUGGUACACCUGUGUCGGAUAAGUCGCAACGCGGAGUCGUGAACUUGUCGCGCGCCGACGUGAAUGCUCGGGACCAUUACGGCCGCACAUUGCUUCACCAUGUUGCCUCUUCCUUGAAACCCACCGCCGCUAGCUUCGCACGUGCUUUAUUGGAGGUUCCUUUCCUUGAUAUCUAUGCGCAGGACUGGGAAAGCGGGUGGACCGCUUUGCAUCGGGCUCUUUAUGCUGGAAAUGCCACAAUUGCCCAGGCGCUUAUGGCGCGCGACGUGCAAGACAUGACGGAUUUCAGCAAGGUUGGAAUUUCAAGCCAUCCGAGCGGUGGUCUGAUUAAGAUCAAGGAUCGUGAGGGGUUCAGUCCGUUCGACGUCUUUGGCGCAACGAUCACGACCCGUGAUAUCAAGCAGCUUUCGUCGCCCUGGCCAAGGUCGAUGAUCGAUGACCUGGAUAGCGACGCUGCAUCGAAUGCUGCAUCAGCCUUCGGAGAUCCCGGGGAAGAUGACGCAUAUGCCACUAAGAGCGUCUUGAAGCCUCUCAUGGAUGUCUGUGCUGAUGAAGUAUUCACCCUCGGGAGUAACAAGAACCUUAAUCUUGGUCUGGGCGAUCAGGAUGAUCGACAGUUCCCAGAGAGGAUAUCUUUGAAGCGUCCUGAACAUCUUCUGCACCGGUUCUAUCGCGAAUACCUGGAAGAACUGGAGCGCCUUGGGCUUGAAGAUACCAUCUCGGAGAGCGACUCGAAAGAGUUGCCUUCGUUGAUCAGGAACAAACCUAUGAAAUAUCAAAACAUCAUCAUGUCCAAACUGCAUACCGCCAUCAUUACGGAUGACCCCGAGGCUAAUCUGUUUAUGUGUGGCUUCGGCCCAGGCGGACGCCUGGGAACAGGCGAUGAAGUGACGCGAUUCACCUUUGUUUGUAUUGAAAAUGGUGGGUUGGACGGAAAGAGGGUUGUUUCUGUUGCCUUGGGUCAAGAUCAUACCCUGGCAAUCACAGAACACGGUGAAAUCUUCAGCUGGGGCAGCAACAAGUACGGACAGCUCGGCUACGGACUUCCCAGAACCAAUAACCGGAAUGACGUCCCUGUGCAGUUGACACCCCGUCAGAUCUUCAAUCCAUUCAAGAAGGAGAGCAUUCUAGGUGCAGCAGCAUCUUCUAUUCAUUCUGUUGUAUUCAGUACUUCAGGUCUCUAUACAUUUGGCAAAAACGAAGGCCAGUUAGGUUUGGUCGAUUCCGAUGCCCGUUCUCUUGAAAUUCAAACCACCCCACGGCGCGUCGGAGCAUCUCUCUUUACUUGCCCGAUCCAGAUGGUUUCCGCGAUUGAUCGUGCUACGGCUGUUCUUCUACAGAACCAUGAAGUCUGGGUGUUCUCAUCCUAUGGAUACUCAAAGCUGUCGUUCCCUCUGGAAGUAAGCUCAAGAUUCAUCCGCGAUAGCUUCAUGGCCACUAGAUAUGAUGGAGUUGCCAAUCACAUCGUGAAACUGACAAGCGGCGGAAACACAAUAUGUGCUUUAUCCAGCUCUGGCGAUGUUUUCACUGUUCAAGCCAAUCAGUCCGAGAACUCCUCGACUUCUGCUUCCACCACCAAUCCCGCCAAGAUUCGCAAUUCACUGGCGGCUCCUGUUCGGGCAUGGUCUGUCAAGAAGUCCCACAUGGCAGCGAGGGAUGUCGAUGUGGGACAAGAUGGCUCUAUCAUCAUUUGCACAACCUCUGGGUCUGCUUGGAGAAAAGAACGCCGUACACAAAAGAAAGAGGGCGCUUCGAAGGAUUACAAGUUUGCUCGUAUUCCUGGUCUCUCGCGAGCUGUGGCAGUACGCAGCAACGCCUUCGGGGCCUAUGCUGUAGCUCAGCGUGACUGCGAUGUCACCAAAGAACAGAUUCACAUUGAGCCCAGCAAUCUUUGGAAUGACAUUUUGCCAUUGUCUCCGUUCACAGCCCCUGAGUUGGAAGACGUGGAUGCCAUUUUGGAGGCAGAUGAUGUUCCUGCUGUACUUUCCUCCGGCAAAAGCAUGCAACGAGCCAUCUUGACAUCCGCGGACAUUGAAAAUGAAUUUCUACCUAUCUGGUCUGAGGGGACUGUUUGGAUGACUAGUUCCCUGUCCCAGGCUCGGAUCCCCGUCCAUGAAUUUCUCCUGGCUGGCCGCAGUCCAGUGAUCAGAAAGGCCCUGGAAGAGUUCCGGCAAUCAUAUUAUUCCUCCGUCUCAGAUGUUUUCGAUAUCGAGUAUGGGAAGGACGGACGUCCCCAGAUUCGGAUCCAUGGUGUGGAUUUCCUGGCCAUCCUCAACGUGGUGUUUUUCCUCUACACAGAUGGCAUUCUUGAUGUCUGGCAUCUUGCAAGGAGUUCGCCUGCAAAUGCGGCUCGUUACCGGCAGGUUCGCACGGAGGUUAUGCGGGUUGCUAUGCAACUCGGUUUGUCAGCCUUGGAACGCGCAGCGAGACUCAUGAUUGAACCCGAGAAGAGCUUGAAGAUUGACAUGGCUCAUGCUAUCAACCACUCCUCGUUCUUUGAUAGCGCAGAUGUGGUGGUCCAGCUCAAAGGGGAUACUGUCAAAGUGCACAGUCAAGUUGUUUGCGAGAGAUGCCCAUUCUUCGACGUUCUUUUCAAUGGCCGCGCAGGUGGAAAGUGGAUAGAGUUGCGUAGAUCGGACCCCACCCAAAAGGUGCAUGUCGAUCUAAAACACAUUGAUCGUUCCGUCUUUGACUUUGUGUUGCGCUAUCUAUAUGCUGACACAGAAGACCGGCUAUUCGAUGAAGUUCGGAUGAACGAUGUUGAGGAUUUCAUUGACUUACUGAUGGAUGUCAUGUUUGUGGCAAACGAACUCAUGAUCGACCGACUGUCUCAAAUUUGCCAGAAGAUGCUCGGUCGUUUUGUCACCACUCGCAACGUGUGCUACCUUCUCAACUCUGUCACGCCUUGCUAUGUUACUGAAUUUAAGGAUGCUGCCUUGGAAUACAUCUGCCUCAAUAUGGAGGCUAUGUUAGCCAACAGAUAUCUCCAUGAUCUGGACGACGUCCUCCUCCGCGAAUUGGAUCUGAUAUGUCAUGAGAACCAGCUAUCUUGUUGGCCCAUUUCCCGUGGACGCAACUCCGAAGACUAUAUCCUCGAGAAAUAUCCUGAGAUAGUCAGCUCCGUCGAGACAGACAAACAGCGACGCAUCGAUGCCAUGGCCUUGCAGACUCGCCUCGAUCGUCUCGAAGCGGAUGACAUUCGACCUCGGCAGACAGCCAAUGAGAAGGUGUCUGCAUCCCCAUCAACUCGCAAAGGAAAGAACGCUCCUCCCAAAGAGUCGCCAAAGGCUAGUAGCAGUCCAAUGCUCAAGCCAAGGCAAUCAACAAGCGACCUUAUGUUCCAGAUGGAUGAUGAGGGCCCCAUGACACCCGAUCCAAAAGGUAAAGGUGCCAUGCGUGGAGUCAGAUUUAGAGAUACCAUUGCCGAAGACAGAUCAUAUCCCGAUUCACCAGCACUGGGAGCCAGCCUUCCAGAAGCCAUGUCGUUGGGCGAGGGCAAUUUCUUGGAUGAUCAAAUGGGAUCUCCACGAGAGAUGUCCGUCACGCAAUCUCCGUCUGAGGUUAGGGCAAGUGCUCUCGGCCAAAAGCGCGAUGGAUCAUCGUCUGGCCCCUCAUCCGCGCCAUGGAGUCCUCCUACGAUCUCGGGCUCCAAGAAGGAUCUGAAGGACAUCAUGGGCGAAACGUCACAGUCUCGGGUAUCAAACCUUACAUUAGGCAUGGCAGACCGACGUGAAAGCAGUGGAAACUUCACCCCAAAAAUUUCCCAAAAGGAAAGAAAGAAAAUGCAACAACAGCAAGCACAGGAACAGCUCGCUGCACAACAGAAGGCGAAAGACGCACCCUCAAACCCUUGGCAAAAGCCAGCAGCCCCGCCAGCAACGCCAGUCAAACUCAAAUCUUUACCAGGCCAAAGUGUUCAGUCUCCCGAGCCCAGUAAAUCAGCACAGAAAUCCAUGACAAUGCGACAGACUGUAUCUGGCACACCACCAACCAAGUCAAAGCCGAUUGCAACACCCGUGCAGAGCCAGCGCCGCAGUAUCUCAACCAGCUUACAGCCAUCCAAACCCUCUCCAUCGGGACCUUCCCCAUCCCAGAAUAUCACAUCACCUCAACCAGCAAUUCAAUCAAUCCGCCACAUCCCUCGUCCCGACCUCACAGGAUCCCGCUCCCCAUCUGGAGCUUCCUUUAACCUAUCGACAAUCCUACUCCAGCAACAAAGUGAAAAGGAAGCAAUCCGCGAAGCAGCCACAGCAAAGCACAACAUGCAAGAAAUCCAAGCCGAGCAAGAAUUCCAGCAAUGGUGGGACCAGGAAAGCAAACGUGUCCAGGGUCUCAUGGACCCUGAACCAACGGAACCUCGUCCUGGCAAGAGUGGACGUGGCGGUAAGGCACCAAGUACUCCGCGCAAGCGUCGUGGCCCCAAGAAUACCAGUGGUGAUGGGUCUGCCACGCCAGAUCGACAGCGUCCGUCCGUUUCUGGAUCUGAACAUUUGACUUCCAAGACGAGUUCGAAUGGUCCUACUCCGGCUCAGCCGCAAAGAGUUCCAAAUGCAAGUCAUGCUGGCGGUGGUGCGAGAGGUUCGAACCCCAAUCCUCGGCGUGGAGGGCAUGGAAGUCAACGUGGUAAAGGGAAGGAUCGUGGUUAA